GAUCAAUGGGAAAGGCGGGCUACAACGCGGCGCCUGGCUGCUGGGCGCUGACUGUAGACUACUUCAGAUGUAUAAUGAGCUACAGAAACGUUACAUUAAAGAAGUCAAAACAAACCAGGAACAAAGAGAAGCAAUUAAAAAUCUCACUUGAUUUUGUACUGAUGCGAAUCCCAAUGUGGCCCUUUGACUCUCUCUUCACUGUUUUCACCUAAGCGAGAACUGAGCUGUUGGCAAAGAGUCUUAACACUGGUACUGCAAUGCUGAGUUGUAGCUCGACCACUGUGAAGAGUCUUCCCGUGAAGAAGAGGCUCUGUUUCCUCCUGAAACUGGUGUGCUUUGUCAGCUCAGUGUUCAUAUUUUGUGAAUUUUUAAUUUAUUAUGUGGUAAUUUUUCAAUGUCAAUGGCCAGAAGUGAAAGGUGGAACUCACAUGAGUAAAAAAGACAUUUCAACGUCAGUCAUAAAGGCCAUCAUUUUAGCUGAUACUCACUUACUUGGUGAAAUCAAAGGACAUUGGCUGGAUAAGCUAAGAAGGGAAUGGCAAAUGGAGAGAUCUUUCCAAACUGCCUUAUGGUUACUGCAGCCAGAUAUUGUUUUUAUUCUGGGAGAUGUCUUUGAUGAAGGAAAAUGGAGCUCACCUCAGGCAUGGGCAAAUGAUGUCAGGAGAUUUCGGAAGAUGUUUAAAUAUCCAGUUUCUACUGAGCUAGUGGUUGUUGCUGGGAACCAUGACAUUGGGUUUCAUUAUGAAAUGACUGCUUACAAGGUCAAUCGAUUUGAAAAGGUUUUCAACUUUACUUCGGGCAAGCUCUUAACUCGAAAAGGAAUAAACUUUGUGCUGGUGAACAGUGUGGCCCUGGAGGGCGAUGGAUGUGCCAUCUGCCAGAGUUCGGAGGCAAAGCUCGUGGCACUUUCUCACAAACUGAAUUGCUCCCAGCAGAAACCAAACCAUCCCAACCAAAGAUGUGAUGAUGUGGAAAAGCUUCCAGCGUCAGAACCCAUCCUUUUACAGCAUUACCCUCUCUACCGAAAGAGCGAUGCUGAAUGCAGUGGAGAAGAUUCUGCUUCUCCAGAGGAGAAGAGCAUCCCAUUUAGAGAAAAUUGUGCCUUAAUUUGUGUGCGUUACCCUUUUGCGCUCCAGCUGCUGUGGUGGUUUCGUCCCCGUUUGAUUCUCAGUGGGCACACACAUAGUGCUUGUGAAGUGCUGCACGCGGGGAAGAUCCCAGAGAUCAGCGUCCCAUCGUUCAGUUGGAGGAACAGAAACAACCCUAGUUUCAUCAUGGGCAGCAUAACACCAACUGACUUCUCCCUCCAAAAAUGCUUCCUUCCGUAUGAGAGCAGAGUCUUUACUAUAUACUGUGCAGCAGGUGCUCUGCUUGUAAUCCUGAUACUAGCUCAUUUUCAGCUUCUCACUUCACCAUUUUAUUUUGCUCAGCGUUUAAUCAGUAAGCGUAAAGCAGUAUGAAGAGCCAGACAUCUGCAUUCAGUCACUGAAAUACCAAAGCUGAGAACAGUCAAACAUCAGACUAUAUUCAUGCCAGCAAAUGACCUAAUUUGAUUGCUAGUCUGAAGGCAGGUUGCAUUUACACAUACUAUAGAAGUCCUAUACAGCUGAUAUGACUACUACAGGAUAAAUAAUUAACUGAAAUGAACGUUUCAUGCUGUACAAAAAUACUGUAUUCUACAAUCAAAUGAGUCCUUUUCCUGCUAUAAUUUUUGUAUCAAAUAUGUAUAUUAAAAGUGUAACUGUACAUUAUGUAAAUCUUCUAGCCUCAUCACUUAUCUGCACUAGUGUCUUACCCCGGUGGAGGCUCAGUCCUGCAAACUGGAAACAUUUCUCUGUUUUAUUGCUGCAUGGCCCUUCUCAUGUCAUACUUCUGUGUGUUAGGGUCAGGCAGAAACUAGACACAUCAGCACUGAGAGAUGUGCACUUCCGUAACCUUUUUAGGGUGUCGUAUGUUAAGGGACUGUGGUUUGGGACAAGGAAUCUUCCAGUUCCUGAACACGUUGAAUAGUUAGCUGACUACACUUUGCAGUUAGCGUCUACCAAACAAAGGGAAGAAGCUCGUGGAUCCAGUUGGCUGAGACACACUUAAAACUUGCUGAAAAAAAAAUUAAGGGGACACCUCAUGCUGCUAUUUUUAGAAAGAUGUGCUAUGAUGAGCUUAAGAAAUGAGGGCCCUCUGGCAUCCCAGAGAUGUGUGUGGCGAGGGGCCCUCCGGUUGCGAGAAGGAAGGUCAAAUACAGCUGCAGUAACAUUAUCCUAACGCCUCGGCCCUCAGUGUGCGGACAGAUGGGGAUGGGAAUGUGCCUCAUUGUAGGUUCCUGCAGGGCUGCCAAGUUCUGUGAACUGUAUUGUGGAGUCAUGUUUUGAACAGCACCGUCUCCUCUGUGGGGAGGUGGAGGCCGCAGAGCCAGAGCUGGGCCGCAGAGCCAGAGCCAGGCCAUGGGCCCCCGCUGGGCCGGCAGCACUGAGAAGGUCCAAUCUGAGCUCGAUGCCUCUGUGUGCUGCUUACGAGGGGAAGAUACGACAGACCUAAUGCUUCUCCUCACCUGCCCCACAAAAACCAGAGGGACUAUUUCACACCAGGACCAGUUUUCCUGUUGACAUUCCUGCAGAGGCUGGGAGCUCUAACCCCAACUCCUGGGCUGGGGGCCGUGCUUUCUACAAAAGCCUUAUCUUUUGUCGUUUGCUCCGCUACUGUCUUUGGCACGGGAAGCAAGAGAAUCUUUGCGUUGUUCGGGAGUUUUGUUUAUUAUUACCUUAUUCCACCCAGCCUUUGCCGUUCUGGGAAGUAUCUGCUGACUAAUUGAACGUACAGCUCUAGCAGGGUAUAGGCAUUUCUGGGAAGAGGAAACGGCCAUAUUAUAGUCUCAACAACGGGACUGUUUAUCAUCAAAUAGAAACAAAUUCUCAACUCGUCUGUAGUCUGAAUUUAGAAAGAUGACUGACUGGGCUUUGUAACUAAUGAAGAUGCUUACAGGGAAAAGUUAAUCAAACCUACUGAUUUAUAUGCCAAUGUGAGGAAUAAUGUGUUAGGUCUUUAUCUCUCCCUAAAUUUAAAAUGAAGUGGGAAGAAAGGUCCGAAGUGUGACAAAACACUCUGUAAAGUAAUGUAGUCUAACGCUUCUCUAGGUUUCUGUUAUUGCAACUGUAAUUGUAGACAUUUGUACAGGUUAUCUUGGACACAGGAAAAGUAUAUAGUCACAGACAUAAAACACCUAUGUAUAAAAUAUAAAGCAGUGUUAUAGUUACUAAAAAGGACAUGCCUUAUUGCUACAGCAAUUCUUGCUUUUUAUAUAUUGUACUGUACCACAACUUGUUUCGAGAAUGUCAUUUGCAUAAAUUAUUCAAGUUUGAGAAAUAUUCACACGUUUUGAUU
This is a messenger RNA of Colius striatus (speckled mousebird), 3378 nucleotides long. It is a transcript of the gene MPPE1, whose product is annotated as metallophosphoesterase 1. Gene Ontology annotation, biological process: endoplasmic reticulum to Golgi vesicle-mediated transport; GPI anchor biosynthetic process. NCBI's taxonomy places the organism in Eukaryota, Metazoa, Chordata, Aves, Coliiformes, Coliidae. The coding region runs from base 258 to 1460 and encodes 400 amino acids. Gene Ontology annotation, cellular component: endoplasmic reticulum-Golgi intermediate compartment. The record is from RefSeq and is a predicted model, not a curated record. Gene Ontology annotation, molecular function: phosphoric diester hydrolase activity. The transcript has 11 exons.